Molecule: messenger RNA, 1419 nt
Organism: Penicillium lagena
Lineage: Eukaryota; Fungi; Ascomycota; Eurotiomycetes; Eurotiales; Aspergillaceae
Exons: 6
Coding region: 1-1419 (472 amino acids)
Biological process (GO): transmembrane transport
Cellular component (GO): membrane
Molecular function (GO): transmembrane transporter activity
Source: RefSeq, a predicted model, not a curated record
AUGAAUACCCAAACAACGGAUGCCAAAGAGGAUGUGGCAAACAUUGAGAAUGUGGAUGAAGAUGCCGAAUCUUUUCCCCUUCGUGAGCAGAGACAUCUGAGUCCAGAAGAAAUCAGAAAGGAGCGCCGAUUUUUGUUGAAAAUAGACACCACCAUUCUUCCUUUGCUAGGGAUAGUAUACUUCUUAGCAUCCAUGGACCGUGGCGAUAUCAGUAAUGCUGCGGUUGCAGGAAUGUCGCACGAUUUAGGCCUUUCUGGAAAAGAGCUUUCCAACUGUGUUGUAUUAUUUUAUGUUGGCUACGUUGUUUUCAUGUUGCCUGGAGCUAUUUUUAUACGGAAGAUCACACCGCCACGCCAGCUAGCUCUCGCUCUCAUGAUAUGGGGCACUUUCAAUACUUUGAUCUCGGUUGCCAAGUCAUAUACUGUUGUCACGAUCCUGCGUGUUCUUGUUGGUGCGUCAGAGGCAUUCGUUAAUGCCGCGCCAUUAUACCUCUCGUUCUGGUACAAGCGAGACGAACUAGCAAUUCGGGGGGCAAUCUUCUUUUCCACUUCUGCUAUUGCAGGAAGCUUCAACGGCCUCAUCGCCUUCGGUGUUAUUACAAUUGCAUAUGGCUUUGUAAUUUUAUUCUUGCUUCCACCUGUUCCAGAAAAGAUCAAAUGGGGAUUCAAUCAGGAGCAGAAGCAAAUUGCUAUACGCAGAACAUUGGAAGCUUACAAUGUGGAAGAUGCAGAGAUCCGUCCAAAACAUAUUCUUUUGCUAGUGAAAGACCCCAAGAUCUACUUCUACAUUUUCAUCUACUGCUGCUUGAAUGUCAGCCUGGCAACUUUCAGUACCUUUCUGCCUGUCAUUAUCAAGUCUUUCGGCUACACCACCCUUCAUACUCAAAUUUUGUCAGUCCCCGUAUUUGUAACCGCCGCAGCAUCCGUUCUAUUUUUUGGGUGGGCAUCGGAUCAUUUCAAAAAACGUGGCAUUUUCCUCAUAACGGCAUUCGCACUUUCCGCUGUUGGCUGGCUUCUACUUAUUGUGAGUGAAUCGAGGCAUCUAUCUUUUGCUGCAACUUUCUUGAUUGGAAUUGGCACAUUUCCUUCUGUGGUCAUAACCCAGGCUUGGAUGAACAGUAAUAUCAUUGGGUACACCAGGCGAGCGACUAGUCUGGCGGCUAUCAAUGUAUUUGGCCAAUGUUUUUCUAUCCUUGGUGCAGCACUUUAUAGCGAUCCUCCGCAUUAUUACGUCGGAAAUGGUUUUAGUCUGGGCGCUAUGGUAUUGGGGAUAAUUGCAGCUCUGCUGUGUCAAUUGUACUUGUGGCGAAAGAACUCCCAAAAGCAGAGAGACCAAUUCACCGAGGAGGCCCGACAGACUAGGGCCCUGGGAAUUGAGGAAGUGGGGGAGAAGCAUCCGGAUUUCUUCUACUAUCUAUAG